GCCGGCUGGAUGCAUCUGUAUUAAAUCAUUAAUCGCCCAUAUAGCUUUCCUACUGAUUUUGCUCACAAUUAUUGGUAGUUGACUUGUCGCGGCAUUCGGUAAUUUUCCUAUUUAUUUUUCGCGAAGCCGGUGUGUGGAAACCUUUGAUCCCCGUGUCAGUAUUAUAAUUUUCUCCUCCUUGUACAAUGACGGCGAUUUGCGUAGCAGUGUGUCUACUCCUCGGCGGCGCCAUGGCCUUUCCAAUGCAGCCGAUGCAGCCGAUGACCUUUAGCAACAUGAACUUUGACGCGUUCAACGCGCAGACGAACGCGCAAAAGCAGAACCAGAAGACCAGUCAGGCGGCCUCCACCGGCGACGCCUCGGCCGAUUCCGGCCAGAUCGCCAGCAACCAGAACUCCAACAUGCUCACCAACGCCAACGGCACGCUGACCAACGCCGGCUCCCAGGGCGGCUGCUCCGGUGGUAACUGCGCGCUGUCUGGCGCGGCGCAACUGCAGGCCGGCGACCAGAGUCAGGGCCAGAAGCAGGGCGCCAACCAGAACCUCUUGGGCCAAAAGGGCAGCAACAGCCUGCAGAUGCCCAAUCUCCUCGGCAACAAUAUGUUCAACAACGCCAACCUCAACACGCAGAAGCAGACGCAGAAACAGACGCAGAUCGGCGGCGCUGCUACCGGCACCGGCGCGGCCCAGCUCGGCAACGUGACCUCCAACCAGAACACGGUGGGCGAGACGAACAAAGCCGGCGGCAACGUGCUGGCCACCAACGUCGGCUCGGGCAUCGGCACCGGCGUAAACCUGAACGGCGCCUCGCAGGCCAAGAUCCAGGGCCAGACGGCCACCCAGGAGGCCGGUCAGGCCAGCAACCAGCGCGUUAACCAGGCCGUGCAGGGCGCCGGGGCGGCGGCGCCCGGCUGCGCCGUCGGCACCACCAACCAGGCCAACACUAACCAGACGCUGGCCAAGCAGAAGCAGGAGCAGACGCAGGCCGACGCCGCCGCCGCCGGGCAGGGCGGCGCGGCGGAGGGCGCCGUCAACAGCGCGCAGGCCAGCAACGUGCAGCAGACCGACAAGGGCACCAUGAGCGUCUCCAACUCGCAGGGCACCGCCGCCGGCAAGGGCCUGCAUUUGAGCGGCGCCUCCAGCAGUAAUCUGCAGUCGGCCGGACAGAAGCAGCAGCAGAACACCGCCGCCGGCAGUAAUCUCGAUAACCAAGCGGUUAAAUGCUGAAACUGAAUUUAUUUGUUACAAUUUCAAAUCGUGGUUGUUAAUGGUGCGGUGCAUACGUUUGUCUUUCUCUACUUCAGCCUAGGACGGCUUCGAGAUGAUUAUAAUUAAGCCGGUAAUGCCGGUGUUACUUGGGGACUUUUCGUUCAAAAAUAAGAUGAAGUUAACUAAGCAAGGUGCUCUCCGCUUCGAUUUUGCAGGAGCCGAGCGAAAGUGCACAUCGCACAUCCUACGUAUCUUUACGAAAGCAAUUGUAACCGUAAAAACAUUCUCGGGGUC
Molecule: messenger RNA, 1502 nt
Organism: Paramacrobiotus metropolitanus
Lineage: Eukaryota; Metazoa; Tardigrada; Eutardigrada; Parachela; Macrobiotidae
Product: glycine-rich protein 1-like
Exons: 4
Coding region: 186-1226 (346 amino acids)
Source: RefSeq, a predicted model, not a curated record